CAUAAACAUUUAGGUGGUUUAGUCACAAAGCAACGAGGUCGAGGAUGAUGAUCAAGUCACAAUGGUCACUCUUAAAACACGGAGCUAACAUGUUUGGCUCCAUAUAUGAAUCUUGCCUCACCAUUACUGUUCCUUUCUCACAUUCUUUCACAUCUCUUUGUUCAUUUUACUACUAAUAAUCUUCAAAAUUCACAUUUUAAGGGGACAAAGAAAAUUGCUUCUUUUACAUUACAAAAUCAUUGAUUCCCUCGUUCAAAUUGAUUCGUUCCUAUGUCACAUUGUAGGAUUUUCCACCACAUUCUCAAACGCUGUAAAGCUUCUAAGAAUUCCAAAACCGUUGCUAAAACUCACGCAAGGAUCAUUAUACUUGGUUAUGCCACAUACCCAUCUCUUGUAGCAUCUCUAAUAUCAACCUAUGCACAUUGUCAGCAACCUAACAUAGCCCAUCAUGUGUUUUCCAGGGUUAUGAAUUUGUUCAACAUGAAUUUGGUGAUUGAAAGCCUAGUGAAAUCUGGGGAAUGUGAUAUUGCCAAGAAGGUGUUUGAUAAAAUGCCUGUUCGAGAUGUUGUUACUUGGAACACUGUCAUUGGAGGGUAUGUUAAAAAUUUGCGCUUUCUUGAUGCAUUGAGUAUUUUCCGCGUCAUGUUGAAGGCCAAGGUUGAGCCGGAUGGGUUUACUUUUGCUUCUGUGGUGACGGGGUGUGCACGUCUCGGUUCAUUUUGUAAUGCGAAGUGGGUGCAUGGUUUAAUGGUUGAGAAAAAGGUUGAACUUAAUUAUAUACUCACUGCUGCGUUGGUUGACAUGUAUGCUAAGUGUGGUAGGGUUGAUGUUUCGAAAGAGGUUUUUGAGUGUGUGGUGCGUGAUCAUGUUUCUGUUUGGAAUGCUAUGAUUAAUGGGUUGGCCAUUCAUGGACAUGCUUUGGAUGCAACUGUGGUUUUUUCAAGGAUGGAGGUGGAAAAUGUUUUGCCGGAUUCUGUUACUUUUGUUGGGAUUUUGAAAGGUUGCAGCCACUGUGGGUUAGUUGAGGUAGGUCGCAAGUACUUUGAAAUGAUGCAGAAUCGAUUUUUUAUUCAGCCGCAGCUUAAGCAUUAUGGUACCAUGGUUGAUCUCUUGGGACGAGCAGGGCAUUUGGAAGAGGCCUAUUCCAUGAUUAAGGCGAUGUCGGUGGAGCCUGAUGUUGUUAUUUGGAGAUCACUUUUGAGUGCUUGUAGAAUCCACGGAAAGAAAGAACUUGGUGAAUUUGCUAUUGCAAAUAUUUCCCGUCUUGAGAGUGGGGAUUUUGUCUUGUUGUCAAACAUGUAUUGCUCUUUCAAGAAUUGGCAUGGUGCUGAGAGGGUGAGACACAUGAUGAAAAAGGGAGGAGUUCGUAAAAAGCGUGGUAAGAGUUGGAUUGAAUUGGGGGGCAGCAUUCAUCAAUUUAAUGCAGCUGAUCAGUCACAUGCUGAAAUGAAAGCAAUUUACAGGGUGCUGGAAGGUUUGAUGCAGAGAGCUAAACUGGAAGGAUUCACACCUUUGACAGAACUUGUUUUGAUGGAUGUUUCUGAAGAGGAAAAAGAGGCGAAUUUAACAUUUCAUAGCGAGAAGCUGGCUUUGGCUUACGGAGUUCUGAAAAGUAGCCCUGGAACAAAAAUCACGAUUUCCAAGAACUUGCGUAUUUGUCAAGACUGUCAUAAUUGGAUUAAAAUUGUCUCAAGGAUAUUAAACAGAGAGAUAAUUGUGAGAGAUCGCAUCCGUUUUCAUCAAUUUGAAGGUGGAUGUUGCUCUUGUGGAGACUACUGGUAGUCACUUAUGAGAGUUAAUGCUUUGUUGCAUUGUUGAUUGGCCCUUGGCUGUUACACAUUCUGAUCAUUUAGAGAAGAAGCUGCCAAACGUAAAGGAAAGGGAUGGAACCAAAAUGGGAAACUCUCUUUACAAACAUCAAAUUCAUAUCCACUUAGGUCUUUGUCAUGUCUGUAAGCUUAAAAAUGAUAGUAUGCACUAUGCAAUUGGCAAUUGUUAAUAUCGUACCUUUUCUGCGUAACAAUGGACAAUUUGACCUGAUGUUCUGCAAGCAGUAAGACCUUGAGGAGAUGAAACAGAAGCAAUUAUUGAAUGAGUCUCAGCAAGACACCAAGAAACAACAUUUGCAGUGUGAGUCUCACAUUGGAUGAGAUAUGGUCUGAAAACGAGUUCAUAAGUUUGAGACAUCUCUCACCUUACAAGCUGGUUUUAGAGUUGAGUUAGGCCAAGCCCAAAUUGAAGAUAGUGAACCCAUAAGGGAAAAAGAUGCAACUAUUGCAGUGAACCUAGAAGGACAAGUAGUUUCUACAUCUGCACCUAUGCCAAAGCUGAACGACUCAGUCGAAUGUUUAAACAAUGUAGCUGCUUCUAAAUGUGCUUUUGGGUUAACUGUAAUAGCUGUGCUUCUGGUUUCACUUCAUGCUGACCUCCUAGUGGAUCAUUUCUAAUACCAAUUAUUACAAAAAGGAACAAUGGUUAUGAUUUACAUGGCAUUUGUGGCGAUCAUGCAACAGCUUUGACUGUGAGCUGGGGCAGAGCAUGUUACAUCAGAUAGCAAACCUCGU
This is a messenger RNA of Medicago truncatula (barrel medic), 2564 nucleotides long. Its product is annotated as pentatricopeptide repeat-containing protein At5g50990. Bases 271 to 1782 code for a protein of 503 amino acids. Lineage: Eukaryota; Viridiplantae; Streptophyta; Magnoliopsida; Fabales; Fabaceae. The record is from RefSeq and is a predicted model, not a curated record. Gene Ontology annotation, molecular function: protein binding; RNA binding; zinc ion binding. Gene Ontology annotation, biological process: RNA modification. The transcript is spliced from 2 exons.